UUGUUCAUUUAUUAGGGGUCUUCUCUUCCACUCCCAUGCUCUCACUGAAUCUCUCUCUCUCUCUAUCUCUCUUCUUCUCUGUUGGGUUUCUUCAGAUUCAACUCUUCACUCGUCUUCAGGAAUUCCCAACUACCCACUGAGGAAUCGAUGGCUGUGGUUAUCCUUCUUCUUCUUCUGUUAGCAGCUUCUGCAGUAGCAGCUGAUGAAGAUGCAUUUAUUGGUGUGAACAUUGGAACAGACCUCUCCGACAUGCCUCAUCCAACUCAAGUUGUAGCCCUCCUCAAAGCCCAGCAAAUCCGACAUGUCCGCCUAUACAAUGCCGACCGUGCCAUGCUCCUUGCACUUGCAAACACGGGCAUCCAAGUCAUGGUCUCUGUCCCUAAUGAACAGCUCCUUGGAAUUGGCCAAUCAAAUUCCACUGCAGCUAACUGGGUCUCCCACAAUGUUGUAGCGCAUUACCCAGCCACCAAUAUCACAACCAUAUCUGUUGGUUCUGAGGUACUAACGGCCAUUCCAAAUGCAGCCACAGUUCUCGUCAAUGCCCUCAAGUUCAUUCAUUCUGCACUUGUGGCGUCUAAUCUUGACCGUCAAAUUAAAGUUUCAACACCUCUUUCUUCAUCUAUUAUCCUUGAUUCAUUCCCUCCUUCCCAAGCCUUCUUUAAUCACACAUGGAAUCCGGUUUUGGUUCCUAUGUUCAAUUUCUUGCAGUCCACUGGCUCGUUUUUCAUGCUCAACGUAUACCCUUAUUAUGACUAUAUGCAAUCAAAUGGAGUAAUUCCCUUAGAUUAUGCACUCUUCAAGCCUCUCCCUCCAAAUAAAGAAGCUGUCGAUGCUAAUACUCUUCUCCAUUACUCCAAUGUAUUUGAUGCAAUGGUGGAUGCAGCAUACUUUGCAAUGGCUUUUCUAAAUUUUACCAACAUUCCUGUGAUGGUGACAGAAUCUGGCUGGCCCUCAAAAGGCGAUUCUAAUGAACCCGAUGCAACAGUAGAAAAUGCCAAUGCUUAUAACAGCAAUUUGAUAAGGCAUGUGCUUAACAAAACUGGAACUCCAAAACACCCUGGAAUUGCUGUUAGUACCUAUAUUUACGAGCUCUAUAAUGAGGAUAUGAAACUUGGACCGGUCUCAGAGAAGAACUGGGGAUUGUUCGAUGCAAAUGGAUCACCCAUUUACAUUUUACACUUGACAGGAUCAGGAAUGGUAUUAGCAAAUGAUACGUCGAACCAAACUUACUGUACUGCCAGGGAUGGUGCUGACUCAAAGAUGCUGCAGGCUGCAUUAGAUUGGGCUUGCGGACCAGGCAAGGUGGAUUGCUCACCACUGUUGCAGGGAAAACCAUGCUAUGAACCAGACAAUGUGCUUGCACAUGCAACGUAUGCUUUUGACACAUACUAUCAUCAGAUGGGGAAGGAUUCCGGGUCAUGUGACUUCAAUGGGGUUGCUGCGAUCACAACCACAGAUCCAAGUCAUGGUUCUUGUAUAUUUCCAGGAAGUGUUGGCAAGAAUGGCUCCCUGGUAAACAUCACAGCCCCAUCCAUGAAUUCCACAAGUUCGGAUUCUUCAGGCCACAGCAUUUACAGCAGCGGUUUAACAAGCGUCCUCAUUAUUGUCGGAGUUCUAAUAUGGAGUGCAGUAUUCUUGUAGUUGGGUGGUAUAUGCCAAAUUUUGAGGUAGAUGGUGCUUGGAGGAGCUUUUCAUUGUUCGGUUAAUGAGUAGGGUAGUUUAGAGAAAAUGGUCCAUUCAAUUUUGUACAAAACAAGCUGAAGAAAGGGCGUGAAUGUAUUUUGGGCUUCAUCU
Juglans microcarpa x Juglans regia is the source of this 1794-nucleotide messenger RNA. Its product is annotated as glucan endo-1,3-beta-glucosidase 2-like. Bases 148 to 1641 code for a protein of 497 amino acids. NCBI's taxonomy places the organism in Eukaryota, Viridiplantae, Streptophyta, Magnoliopsida, Fagales, Juglandaceae. Gene Ontology annotation, biological process: carbohydrate metabolic process. The record is from RefSeq and is a predicted model, not a curated record. Gene Ontology annotation, molecular function: hydrolase activity, hydrolyzing O-glycosyl compounds. Gene Ontology annotation, cellular component: plasma membrane. The transcript has 4 exons.